Messenger RNA from Monoraphidium neglectum, 1119 nucleotides. Its product is annotated as Regulator of telomere elongation helicase 1. Gene Ontology annotation, cellular component: nucleus. Lineage: Eukaryota; Viridiplantae; Chlorophyta; Chlorophyceae; Sphaeropleales; Selenastraceae. Gene Ontology annotation, biological process: negative regulation of t-circle formation; regulation of double-strand break repair via homologous recombination; negative regulation of DNA recombination. The transcript has 9 exons. Gene Ontology annotation, molecular function: ATP binding; nucleic acid binding; DNA polymerase binding. The record is from RefSeq and is a predicted model, not a curated record. The coding region runs from base 1 to 1119 and encodes 372 amino acids.
AUGCUCAAGCAGGCGUCCCAGGUGCUGUGUGACGAGGAGCUGGCCAACGGCCGCACAGGGGGAGCCAAGAUGGCGUCAUCGGGGUGGGUGGGGCGCGGGGGUGCGGGGGCGUACGCCUGCGCGGACUGCCUUGACGCGCUGCUGGAGGCCCUUACGGCCGCCUUUGCCAGCCGCGAGCCCCUCUGGCGUGACGGGCCCCCUGCCAGCAGGGGGUACCGCCUGUUUGUUCACAAGGAGCGCGUGCAGUCCUACAACGGACUGGUUGAGGCCCCCACGCUGUCCUACUGGUGCUUCGUGCCGGGCGUGGCGCUGCACCGCCUGCUGGCGCGCCGCGUGCGCAGCCUGCUGCUGACCAGCGGCACGCUGUCGCCCCUGGACAGCUUUGCCGCCGAGCUGCAGCUGGGGUUCAAGCACACCCUGGAGAACCCACACAUCGUGGAGCAGCACCAGGUAUGGGUCGGCGUGGUGCCGUCCGGCCCCACGGGUGCGUCCCUCAACAGCAGCUACGCCAGCCGCAGCACCCAGCGAUACCGGGACGACCUGGGCAACGCACUCGUCAACUUUGCGCGCGCCGUGCCCGACGGCCUGCUGGUGUUCUUCCCGGCUUACAGCGUGAUGACGUCAUGCCUGGAGCACUGGAAGGCCCCGCCAGCCCUGGGUGGUGCCAGCGUGUGGGAGCGCAUCUGCCGCUACAAGGCCCCCGUGGUGGAGCCCCGCGAGGCCGCCAGCUUCCCCGCAGCCAUCCUGGACUACAAGGCCAAGCUUGACGACCCGGCCCUGGGUGGCGCCGUCUUCUUUGCGGUCUGCAGGGGCAAGGUGUCUGAGGGCAUCGACUUCUCAGACAGGGCGGGCCGCGGCGUGGUGGUCACGGGCAUCCCCUUCAGCGCCACCCACGACCCCGCGGUCAGGCUGCAACGCCAGGUGCUGGAUGACGAGCUGCGGUCCGGCCCCUCAGGGCUGACGCGCGGCAAGGGCGUGUCUGGAGAGCAGUGGUACGUGCAGCAGGCGGCGCGCGCCGUCAACCAGGCUAUGGGCCGCAUCAUACGGCAUAGGUGGGGUCUCAGGGGGGAGGGGGAUGGGUGCGCGGGCGCACACGGCGGCGUGCGGACAGCCUGGUAG